AUGACGAAUUCCACAUCCACAAGAGUGACGUUCCUGGGCCCUUCGGCGUCCUUUUCACAUCAGGUGCGCAAGCAUGGAUUAUCCUGGAGCUAUAAUUUAUUUUACAGAGCUCCCUUCUCUGAGACAUGUAUUAAUAAGAAACAGGCAGCUUUAAACAGCUUCGGGAAAUCCGUCAAGCUAUUCCCAUCAGUAUCCUUUACCCAAGCAUUCUCCGCAGUCCAAAACGAUAGUGCCGAUUACGCCGUGAUUCCCUUUGAGAACUCGACCAAUGGUUCCGUCGUGCAAACACUAGACCUUCUGGCAGACCGCCAAAGGUUAUACAAAGACGUGACAGUGUGUGGAGAAUACUUUCUCACCGUUCAUCAUUGCUUAAUCGCCGGGAAACCAGUCACCAAGGAAGAAUACGGGUCCAUCACCAAGCUCUACACACACCCGCAGGCCUGGGGACAAUGCGACUCAUUCCUCACCAAAAACUUCACAGGCGUAGAGCGCCAAGACGUAUCUUCGACAUCCAAGGCAACCGAGAUCGUCUCCAAGGACACAACCGGCCAAACCGCAGCCAUUGCCAGCAGACUUGCCGCCGAGAACUACAACGCGUUUGUGUUGGAGGAGAAUAUCGAAGACAGGGCGGACAACACAACGCGGUUCCUCAUCCUGAGGAACAUUCAAUCUGCGCGUACGGCCAAUGCCUCGGUCAACCUCGCCGACAACGGCGUUGCUACUUCAAAAACACGAAAAACAUUGAUAUCGUUCAUGAUCGAGCAUUCCUCUCCCGGUGCUUUGGCAGAUGCUCUGUCUGUUUUUAAAUCCCAUGGAUUGAAUCUGACGAGUAUCAACUCUAGGCCGAGUAUGCUCAGGCCGUGGCAGUAUAUCUUUUUUAUUGAAUGCGAGCACGUGCCGAACAGCUCGAUCCAUAAUACUCUGGAAGAACUAAAAUCGAUAUGCAAGUCAUAUAGAGACUGGGGAACUUGGAUUGAUGGUCUACCUUUCCCUGGCACUGUUUAA
Talaromyces rugulosus is the source of this 1005-nucleotide messenger RNA. RefSeq lists its product as uncharacterized. Lineage: Eukaryota; Fungi; Ascomycota; Eurotiomycetes; Eurotiales; Trichocomaceae. The transcript has a single exon. Bases 1 to 1005 code for a protein of 334 amino acids. Gene Ontology annotation, biological process: L-phenylalanine biosynthetic process. Gene Ontology annotation, cellular component: cytoplasm. Gene Ontology annotation, molecular function: chorismate mutase activity; prephenate dehydratase activity. The record is from RefSeq and is a predicted model, not a curated record.